CUUCACGCGCCGCUGCGUACGCCAAGAAAAAAUGAGAGCAGGUGCUCGCGAUUGAAAAUCGUAAAUAAGCAAAGUGUGGCUGAAAUCAGUGUAAAUUCUUCAACAACAAACAAGAGAAUGUGAAGUGAUCGAAUUGAAAACAAGAUAAAUUGCACCGCAGCGGAAUAUCGUAAACCAUCAACUUUUAAAUUUUCAAAGGGAUGCACGAGGAGGACUCGUCAGUAGACUGAGCCAGAAAGGGGCGAUCACAAUGCCUGUAACUGAUUGACUUAAUGUGACAGAUGCCUGUGCACAAACGCAUAUUAAUUAUGAUAAAUGCGAUGCCCACAUUGCGUUAACUAAACAACAAAGAUCCACGUCUACAUAAGCAAACGCUGAUACAGCCACACGCACAAAGGCCAGUUCAAAUAAUAAUAACAAAGGAUACCGCACCGCACCGCAAACCGAAGCCAAAGACGAUGCCAAAAUAUCACAAGCUUGACAGCGCCCUGCCGCCCACCGCCUCCGAAUACGAAUUCGACUGCGAGGAGAGCUUCUCGCUAUUCUCUGGAGAUAAUCAGCCGUAUCCGGGCCUCCAGCAGGAACCAGCCAAUCGAGCCGGUCGCCUGCCAAGCGGCCAGGGCAAGGACCUCAGCCUCAACAACAACGGCGUUGAGAGCUGCGUGGUGACGGCGAGGACGAAGAGCGGCCGGAUUUCAGAGGAACAGACGUGGGAGGUGCCGCUGUUGUGCGACAGCGAUGACAACGCCAGCAACCAGCAAUUGCAGCACUCAGGGCACGGGCGAAUUGAAUUCGAUGUGGAGCUAGAGUGUCGCAGCGGUCAGCCGGGAUUCGGGGCCAAUCUGAAGAGCAAAUCCGCAGAGGAGGCCAAAUUUAAAAUUCUGCUCGCGGUUUCCCUGUGUUGCAUAUUUAUGAUCAUUGAAUUCCUUGGCGGCUACGUGGCCGGAAGCCUGGCCAUUAUGACGGAUGCAGCCCAUUUGGCAUCUGAUUGCAUUAGUUUCGUCAUCGGUCUGGUUGCCAUUUGGGUGGGCGGUCGGCCGCCGGAUGAACGCAUGUCCUUUGGCUACAAACGCUUCGAGGUCAUCGGCGCUUUGGCCUCUAUACUGGGAAUAUGGCUCUUGACCACCUUGCUCGUGGUGGUGGCCAUUCAAAGGAUCUACUCUCAGGAUUUUGAACUGGACGUCGAUAUAAUGAUGGUAAUAUCAGGCAUUGGCAUUGGCAUAAACAUUGUAAUGAUGUUCGUUUUGCACGGCUCCUGGUUCGUGGGCAUCAGUGGGCACGGCCACAGUCACGGCCACAGUCACGGCCACAGUCACGGUCACGGCCACAGUCACGGUACACGGCCACCCAGUCACGACUCCUAUUCACUUACUGACCCCAGCGGAGAGAGCUUUCUGAUGACGACGCCUGCAGCAGAAUCGGAGACGACUGAUAAAGUUCCAAACGGUCAUAAUAUUGUUAUUACAAAUUCGUCAAUGGAGCAGCCAGGGGCGACGAACUCGGAGCUCUCUCACGAGGAGAAAAAUUUGAACCUGCGAGCAGCCAUGAUUCAUGUGAUUGGAGAUCUGGUGCAGAGCAUUGGCGUUUUUCUGGCUGCCGUCCUUAUCAAAUUUUGCCCAAGUGCUAAAUAUGCGGAUCCCCUGUGCACGCUACUUUUCUCUAUUAUUGUAAUCAUGACGACGGUGCAGCUUUUUCGAGAGUCUUUGGCUAUCCUCCUGAAUGCAGUGCCGCUGAACUUCAACAUGCGCAACCUGCAUCACGAGUUGGCCAGCCUCGAGGGAGUCAGAUCUGUACACCACCUAAACGUGUGGCAGCAGACCAGCCAGCAAAGGGUAAUGAUGGCGCACCUCGUGAUAGACUCUCGAUCUGACGGAAGUGCGGUACUGCAGGCGGCCACAAAGCUUAUAUCAGGAUCGAGAUACAACGUGAAACACUCUACCAUUCAGAUAGAACAAACCGCUGCGUAGCUCUUAUAAAAAAUAACUUACACCAAAAGUAAUCUUAAGCCUCUAAGCUCUAACCUACCAAAGGCAUCGAAGGCUUUUUGUGAUUUUAGCCACUCAUGUAUUUAUUACUUUAUGUAUGGCAUCUUAAUAGUUACUUUAUAGCAUCUUUUUUAUAAGUAUAUUUUUGGAAAUUAUAUUUAUGACUUUCAGUCAUCUUAGGCCAAAGAAAACGUAAAAUAAGUUAGAUAAAUACCAUCCAAAAAUUUGUUAUAUACAUAAUACUUACGGAAAUAUAUACAUAAAAAGAAAUCUCUUCCCACACUUUCCAUAAAAAUUUGGUUGAAAGAAAUUUCUCUGUAUGCAUAUUUUUCUGAUUUAUAUGAUUUUUUAAAUAUUAGAUGACAAUAUCCUGUAGCUGACAUGUGUCUGGUAGACUGUAACUGUAAAUUUUGAUUAGGUUGAAAAAGAUUAAAUUCGUCUUAAUCUUUUUCAACCUAAUCAAAAUAAGCCCUUAAUCGUUUUUCUGUAAUAAAAAGCUUAUACUGACUGCAA
Molecule: messenger RNA, 2498 nt
Organism: Drosophila rhopaloa
Lineage: Eukaryota; Metazoa; Arthropoda; Insecta; Diptera; Drosophilidae
Gene: ZnT41F
Product: zinc transporter 2
Exons: 10
Coding region: 459-1967 (502 amino acids)
Biological process (GO): response to zinc ion; zinc ion transmembrane transport
Cellular component (GO): plasma membrane
Molecular function (GO): zinc ion transmembrane transporter activity
Source: RefSeq, a predicted model, not a curated record